Acanthosepion pharaonis is the source of this 591-nucleotide messenger RNA. NCBI's taxonomy places the organism in Eukaryota, Metazoa, Mollusca, Cephalopoda, Sepiida, Sepiidae. The record is from the annotation of a GenBank genome assembly.
AUGCAUGGCAAAAGUAUAUUAUUAUUUUUCUUCUUUCAUUUUCAUCAUUUCGUUCUUUUUCUACCGUCCUUUUUCGUCUUUCAUUUUCUUUCUUUCUUUCUUCUUUCUUUCUUUCUUUCUUUCUUUCUUUCUUUCUUUCUUUGCAUUCAAUUUUCUUCCUUCAUUUUACACAUUUCUUUAAUUCUUUCUUUCAUUGCUAUUCAUUUUCAUCGUUCACUUUCUUUCUUUUGCCUUUCUUUCUUUUCCUUCCAUUUCCUUCGUUCACUUUCUUUCUUUCUUUCUUUCUUUCUUUCUUUUUUCUUUCUUUCUUUCUUUACAUUCCCUUCAUUUUACUCAUUUCUUUCAUUCUUUCUUUCUUUGCUAUUCAUAUUCUUCGUUCACUUUCUUUCUUUUUUCUUUCUUUGCCUUCCAUUUCUUUCAUUCACUUUCUUUCUUUCUUUCCUUUUUUCUUUUUUUCUUUCUUUCUUUAUAUUCUCUUUCCUUCUUUCAUUUUACGCAUUCCUUUCUUUCUUUCAAAUCACAGAGCAUAUAUCGGAGGUUGUCAAGACAGUGGUGUGUUUUCUUUUUAUAGAAAAAAAAAAAGACCAGUAA